Loa loa (African eye worm) is the source of this 1528-nucleotide messenger RNA. Its product is annotated as annexin. Bases 1 to 1395 code for a protein of 464 amino acids. The transcript is spliced from 9 exons. The record is from RefSeq and is a predicted model, not a curated record. Gene Ontology annotation, cellular component: cytoplasm. Gene Ontology annotation, molecular function: phosphatidylethanolamine binding; phosphatidylserine binding; 1-phosphatidylinositol binding. Lineage: Eukaryota; Metazoa; Nematoda; Chromadorea; Rhabditida; Onchocercidae.
AUGCAACAGGAUGGUAAGAGGAAUAGCAAUGAUGGACAGCAGCAACCAGGUAGUCGUCAUUUUAGUCAGCAAGGUGGUUACCCAUCGCAGCCAGAUGGCUAUUCGGGUCAACAAGGAGGUUAUCCCAGCCAGCAGGAAGACUACCCACGUCAGCAAGGAGGUUAUCCUGACCAACAAGUAGGUUACCCAGGACAACAAGGAGUUUAUCCAGGACAGCAAGGAGGUCACCCCGGUCAGCAAAGAGGUUAUCCUGCUCAGCAAGGAGGUUAUCCGGGUCAACAAGGGGGGUACCCAAGUCAGCAGGGAGGUUAUUCAGGUCAACAAGGUUACCCGGCACAACUUGCUUAUCCAGUCGCACCUAGCGGUUAUCCGUAUCAAGCAUCUGAACCAGGUUGGAUGAUAAGUGGCAUGAGCGGCAGUUAUGGACCAUCUGGUCCUGAUAUGCAAGGAAUACCAUCGUUACGUCCGUAUCAGGCUUUUAAUCCGAAUGCUGAUGCUGAAACGUUGCGUAAAGCAAUGAAAGGCUUAGGUUGUGACAAAAAUAAAGUUAUUACUGUGCUAUGUGGCAGAGUUAAUUCCCAGCGUCAACAAAUUGCGGCAGCCUAUAAAACAAUGUACGGUAAAGAUCUAAUAAAUGAUUUGAAAAGUGAGCUAUCAGGUGAUUUUGAAGAUUUGAUAUUGGCACUAAUGGAACCACCAGCACGAUACGAUGCGCAACAACUUCAUAAAGCUAUGCAAGGUUUGGGUACAAAAGAAUCAGUGCUGAUUGAAAUUAUGUGUUCACGGACAAAUGCGCAAAUUAUUGAAUUACGUAACGUUUACCAGCAAAUGUAUAAUUCAACGUUGGAGAAAGAUUUAAUUAGUGAAACAAGUGGACAUUUUAAGCGUUUACUUGUAUCGUUAUGCAAUGGAGGACGUGAUGAAAGUAUGCAGACUGAUACGUUACGUGCUAAUCAGGAUGCUAAAAAAUUAUACAAAGCUGGCGAGCAACGUCUUGGUACCGAUGAAUCAUGUUUCAAUGCUAUUUUAGCUUCGCAAAAUUACAUGCAACUAAAACUUGUCUUCCUAGAAUAUCAAAAGAUAACAAAUCAUACGAUUGAGAAAGCUAUUGAAUCCGAAUUUAGCGGUGAUGUCAAGGAUGGCUUACUAGCUGUUGUUGCAUGUGCACAGAAUAAACCUGCUUAUUUUGCUACCUUACUCUACAAUAGUAUGGUGGGAUUUGGUACACGUGACAAUGAUUUAAUCCGUGUUAUUGUUACACGCUCCGAGAUUGAUCUGGCCGAUGUGAGACAAGCAUUCGAACGAAAGUACAAUAAAACUUUGGAAUCCUUUAUUAAGGGUGAUUGUUCGGGAGCAUACAAAGAUGGUCUGAUUGCACUCGUUCGCGGCAAUUAGUUCAGUCUAAAUUUAAAUUUGAAUUUUCUCCUUAUUUACUGAAAGCGCCAGUCAAGUUCCACCAUCUUGUGACUACAAAAAUUUUUACAAAUUGCAAUUUUGACUUUUUUGUUUUUUAUUAAUAAAACUUCGC